AUGGGCACCAUCAAGUCCUUCUGGAACUUUGCAGAAAACACUAUGAAUGAGCUCCUUGGCUGGUAUGGUUAUGAUAAGGUUGAAUUGAAAGAUGGAGAAGAUAUUGAAUUCAGGAGCUACUCGGCAGACGGGGAAAGCCGCCAGCACAUUUCUGUUCUCAAAGAAAAUUCUUUGCCAAAACCAAAAUUACCUGAGGACAGUGUUAUUUCACCAUACAAUAUCAACCCAAGCUACCCAGGGCUUGCCACAGGAAAUGGACUUUCAGACUCACCAGCAGGGUCGAAGGAUCACGGGAAUGUACCUAUUAUUGUCCCAUUAAUUCCACCACCUUUCAUAAAGCCACCAGCAGAAGAUGAUGUGUCAAAUGUACAAAUAAUGUGUGCCUGGUGCCAGAAAGUUGGAAUCAAGCGCUAUUCCCUGAGUAUGGGAAGUGAAGUGAAAUGCUUCUGCAGCGAGAAGUGCUUUGCCGCUUGCCGAAGAGCGUAUUUCAAGAGAAACAAGGCUAGAGAUGAAGAUGGACAUGCUGAAAAUUUUCCCCAGCAGCACUAUGCUAAGGAAACUCCAAGACUUGCCUUCAAGAAUAACUGCGAACUACUUGUAUGUGACUGGUGUAAGCACAUAAGACACACAAAAGAGUAUCUGGAUUUUGGGGACGGGGAAAGAAGGCUUCAGUUCUGCAGUGCAAAAUGUCUCAAUCAGUACAAAAUGGACAUUUUCUACAAAGAGACACAGGCCAAUCUUCCAGCUGGACUGUGCAGUACAUUACAUCCUCCAGUCGAAAAUAAAGCAGAAGGCACUGGGGUGCAGCUGCUGACUCCAGAUUCUUGGAAUAUACCGCUAGCAGAUGCUCGGAGAAAAGCCCCAUCCCCAGUGUCUGCAGCUGGCCAAAUUCAAGGUCCUGGACCAUCAGCGUCUACCACUGCCUCUCCGUCUGACACUGCCAACUGCUCUGUCACUAAAAUCCCCACGCCAGUUCCCAAACCUAUUCCCAUCAGUGAGAAUCCAAAUAUGCCGCCGGUUUCUGUCCAGCCACCUGCUAGCAUUGUGCCUCCAAUUGGUGUCCCACCUCGCAGCCCUCCCAUGGUGAUGACAAACCGUGGGCCAGUUCCUCUGCCCAUAUUCAUGGAGCAGCAAAUUAUGCAGCAAAUCCGUCCACCGUUUAUCCGUGGGCCGCCCCACCAUGCCUCCAACCCUAACAGCCCUCUGUCAAACCCAAUGAUUCCUGGAAUCGGUCCCCCGCCAGGUGGUCCCAGAAAUAUGGGUCCCACCUCUAGCCCCAUGCACAGGCCGAUGCUUUCCCCUCACAUCCAUCCUCCCACAACACCUACCAUGCCUGGGAAUCCUCCGGGCUUGUUGCCACCUCCCCCUCCUGGAGCUCCUUUGCCCAGCCUCCCCUUCCCCCCCGUCAGCAUGAUGCCAAAUGGUCCUAUGCCUAUGCCACAGAUGAUGAACUUUGGAUUGCCAUCCCUCGCCCCGCUGGUGCCACCCCCGACUCUACUAGUGCCAUAUCCUGUCAUUGUCCCUUUGCCUGUCCCCAUCCCCAUCCCCAUCCCCAUCCCUCACAUCAACGACUCCAAACCCCCCAACGGCUUCUCCAGCAACGGCGAGAGCUUCAUUCCCGGUACCUCCAGCGAGACGCCCGGGGCAAAGCCAACCAAUAGCUCUUCGUCCCCUCGAGAGUCCAAGCAAGGAUCGUCCAAAUCCUCCGACUCGUCCCCGAGCUGCUCAGGCCAGUCCCUCAAUCAAGCUCAAGUGCUGCAGGAGCACAGUAAAAAUGAAGUGGUUGACUUGACUGUCAGACCUGGCAGUCCAGUCAGCAGUAAGUUUGGUUUCCCCAGUGUCCUGCAGGGUCCGCAGGACGGUGUGAUAGACCUCACCGUAGGGCACCGGUCUAGGCUGCACAAUGUCAUCCACAGGGCUUUGCACGCCCAAGUGAAAGUGGAACGUGAACCUAACAGUGUUGUAAACUUGGCUUUCGGUAGCUCAGACAAAAGGAACUGCAGUGACUGCAGGGACAACUGCAGCCCGGUUGACUCAAAAACGUUGCCGUGCGGUGACGGCGCUCACUGCUGCCCCGUCUCCUUGCCCUCCGGCACGCCGGGACUGGAAGCUGGUGCAGCCGUGUGCAACGUCAUUGUGAAUGGCACCAAGAGCACGGAGGGUUCCAAGAACCCAGAGCCACCCCAGGAGCCCAAAAAGCCCCCACCCCCCGAGGAGCUGGCGGUGAGCGAGCUGGAGUCCGUGAAGGAGAACAACUGCGCGUCCAACUGCCACCUGGAGGGAGACGCCGGCAAGAAAGCUGGGGAGGAGCCCCUUGCUGGGGGAGACAAACAGGACCCGAACCUUAACAACCCAGCAGACGAGGACCAUGCGUACGCUUUGCGGAUGCUGCCCAAGACAGGUUGUGUGAUCCAGCCUGUGCCAAAACCAGCAGACAAGGCUGCGAUCGCGCCGUGCAUUAUCUCAGCGCCAAUGCUCAGCACAGGGCCAGAGGAUCUGGAGCCACCACUGAAAAGGAGGUGUCUCCGAAUUCGAAAUCAGAAUAAGUAA
Messenger RNA from Chaetura pelagica (chimney swift), 2550 nucleotides. RefSeq names its product sine oculis binding protein homolog (Drosophila) (gene SOBP). Gene Ontology annotation, biological process: animal organ development. The transcript has 6 exons. The coding region runs from base 1 to 2550 and encodes 849 amino acids. The record is from RefSeq and is a predicted model, not a curated record. Lineage: Eukaryota; Metazoa; Chordata; Aves; Apodiformes; Apodidae. Gene Ontology annotation, cellular component: nucleus.